Thamnophis sirtalis is the source of this 2349-nucleotide messenger RNA. The record is from RefSeq and is a predicted model, not a curated record. Lineage: Eukaryota; Metazoa; Chordata; Lepidosauria; Squamata; Natricidae.
AUGCAUUGCUUUCAUUUCAACCAGGCUGUCUACAAGAAGCCUCCAGAUCAGAUAAAGUUUACUCAGGUGGCGAAUUCUCCUGUUUUGGUGCAAGCACAGAUUAAUACCAAGCAGUUAAGUGAUAUGAAUUACAAAGCCAAACACGAGGCAGAAAAAUCCAGGUGUUCCAUACCUCCAGAUACUCCUUUGCUUCUCCAGUCCAGAGUCAAUGCUUAUAAUAUCAGUGAUAAUUGGUAUAAGUAUGACUGGGAUCAAUCCAAAGCAAAGAAGUUUGAUAUCAAAUUGGACUCAAUCCCGAUUCUGGCUGCCAAAGCGAAACAAAAAAUUGCAAGUGAUGUAAGUUACAAGAAGGGCUACGAAAAGAGCAAAGGAAAGCUUAUUGGAGCUUUGAGUGUUGAAGAUGAUCCUAAGAUCCGGCACUCACUGAAAGUAGGCAAGCUACAAAGUGAUAGAUUAUAUAGGGAACCUUAUGAAAAAGCAAAAGGAGUAAGCAUUAACUAUUGUGAGACUCCACAGUAUCAAGUGGACAACGUUCUUAAGAACUUCAGUGGGGUGAGAUACAAGGAGCCUUACAUAACCAAUGUCUUGGGCCGGUAUAUAGGCACUUUUGAGGACCCCUAUCAAGCACAUUGCAUGAAGAUGGAAGCUAUGAAGAGCGACAAAAACUAUAGGGCAGACUAUGAAGACGAAAAGGAUAAAUGCUAUUUCCCUCAAACCAUAACUCAAGAAUAUGAAACCAUGAAGAAGCUGGACAUAUGCAAAGAUUCUGCCUACAAAAAGCAUGCCGACCAGAUCAAAUUUACUUCAGUGUCGGAUUCUCCAGUUUUGCUACAAGCACAGAUUAAUACCAAGCAGCUGAGUGACAUGAACUACAAAGCCAAACAUGAGGCUGAAAAAGCCAGAUGUACCAUACCUCCGGAUGCUCCGUUUUUCCUCCAGUCCAGAGUCAAUGCUUAUAACAUCAGUGAUCACAAGUAUCAUGAAGACUAUAAAAAUAAGAAGGGCAAAUGGAGCCAAACACCAUGCUAUGAUGUCGCAGUUGCCAAAAUGAGCUCUGACAUUUUGAGCCCAAGAAAAUACCAGGAAGACUGGGAAUCGAAGAAAGACCAUAUCUAUUUCAUGCAGACAAAAACACCAGAGUAUGCAGUUAAUAAGCGUGCUGGAAUUGAUGCCAGUAAGAUAAAAUACAAGGAAGAUUAUGAAAAAGCCAAAGGUUCAGCAGAUUAUAAUGUACUUCCAGCAACGGAGAAUCCGAUGCUCAGGCAUCUAAAAGCUGUUGCAAAUAAAGUAAAUGAUAGAUUAUAUAAAGAAGCAUACGAGAAAGCCAAAGCAAAAAGUAUUAACUACUGCGAGACUCCAAAGUACAAAAUCGACAAUGUUCUGAAAGACUUUAGUGAUGUCAAAUACAAAGGGCCUUACAUAGCCAAUGUCUUGGGUCGGUACAUAGGCACCUUUGAGGAUCCCUAUCAAGCGCAUUGCAUGAAGAUUGAAGCUAUGAAGAGCAACAAAAACUAUAAAGCGGACUAUGAAGAGGAAAAGGCUAACUGCUACUUCCCCCAGACCUUGACUCAAGAAUAUGAAGUCCAGAAGAAGCUGGACAAGUGCAAAGAUUCUGCCUACAAAAAGCAUCCCUACCAGAUGAAAUUUACUUCAGUGUCGGAUUCUCCAGUUUUGCUACAAGCGCAGGUUAAUAGCAAGCAGCUGAGCGAUAUGAAUUACAAAGCUAAGCAUGAGGCUGAAAAAUUCAAAUGUUCUAUACCUCCAGAUGCUCCUUUGUUUCUCCAGUCCAGAGUUAAUGCUUAUAACAUCAGUGAUAAUUGGUAUAAGUAUGACUGGGAACAAUCAAAAGCAAAUAAAUUUGACAUCAAGGUGGAUGCCAUUCCAAUUCUAGCUGCAAAAGCCAAGCAAAAAAUUGCAAGUAAUGUUGAAUACAAAAAGGGUUAUGAACAGAGCAAAGGCAAGUUAAUCGGAGCUCUGAGUAUUGAAGAUGAUCCCAAAAUGAUACAUUGCCAAAAGGUGGCCAAGCAACAGAGUGAUCUGCUCUAUAAAAAAGGUUAUGAAGCAUCAAAGACCAAAUACACAGCACCACUGGAUAUGAUUCCCGUUAUACAAGCAAAGAAAGCCCAGGCAAUCAUCAGUGAUACAGACUACAGGCAUCGCAUCCAUAAUUACUCCUAUCCUCCUGAGAGUAUUAAUUUGGAGCUGGCCAGGAAGGCUAAUAGUAUACUAAGUGACAAUGAAUAUAAAGCGGAUUAUAACAGUUGGAUGAAAGGAUGUGGUUGGAUACCUUAUGGAUCUCUGGAUGCAGAAACAGCAAAAAGAACUUCAGGAUAUGUAAGCGAGAAUUGA